Molecule: messenger RNA, 1615 nt
Organism: Brachypodium distachyon (stiff brome)
Lineage: Eukaryota; Viridiplantae; Streptophyta; Magnoliopsida; Poales; Poaceae
Product: eukaryotic translation initiation factor 3 subunit M
Exons: 9
Coding region: 109-1353 (414 amino acids)
Biological process (GO): cytoplasmic translational initiation
Cellular component (GO): cytoplasm; eukaryotic translation initiation factor 3 complex
Molecular function (GO): translation initiation factor activity
Source: RefSeq, a predicted model, not a curated record
UUUUCUCCUCUGGUCUUGCCUCCAAUUCCCGUCUCCACUCGUCUCCUCUCCCUCUCCGGCGGCGGCGGCAGCAGCGGCGAGCGUCCAGCGCAGGAAGGAGAACCGACCAUGGCGACGAUCGUCAACACCACGGAGGAGGAGCCUAUUCUGGCGGUGGUUCGCUUCACCGCCGAGCUCGCCUGGGCCGACGCGGGCCCCGACGUCGCCGAGCCGGAGGUGGCCCGCCUCUGCGUGGAGGCGCAGCAGCUCAUCCUCGCCGGCCGCUGGCUCGACAUGGCCUCCCUCAUGCUCGGCACCGCCGAGCUCCUCCUCGUCUCCCCCCGCGUCCCGGACAAAGAUCUCGAGUGCAUCUUAGCCAUCAUCUGCAACCUCGUCACCAAGGCCGGAUCCGAGGAUGAGGCCCUGCAGAUCGCCGAGCUAAUCUGCGCAAAGCUCACCCACCAGCCGGAUGACAAGCCGGUGCUGCGCCUCAAAGUUCUGUUCAGCUUGUACAAUCUGGUGGCGAGCCCCUACGGGAAAGCCUUUGUCUAUAAGAAGGCGCUUGAGCUUGCCACCGCCGGGAAGGCUGCUGACUCCAUCAUCCCCACCUUCAAGAAUAUCGACACCUUGGUCAGUGACUGGGGUAUUGGCAGUUUGGAGCAGAGGGAGCUGUUCCUUGCCAUCGCCAGGAUUCUCAAAGACCAGAAGGGCAUGAGCAAGGAGUACUUCAACUCUCUGAACAAAUACCUAGCCACAUUCGAUGGAUCAGGCGAUGAUGCUGAUAAAAUCGGUGAUGCAAAGGAAGAAGCUGCUGCAGCAAUCAUUGAGUUUGUGAAGUCAUCUGAUCUCUAUGAGUGUGAUCUACUUGAUAUGCCAGCUGUUGCACAGCUCGAGAAAGAUGAAAAGUAUCAGCCAGUUUAUGAGUUACUAAAGAUAUUCCUCACUCAGAGGCUUGAUUCCUAUUUAGAGUUUCAGACUGCCAACUAUGCAUUGCUGAAAGGUUUUGGACUGGUUCAUGAGGAGUGCAUAACCAAAAUGCGACUGCUGUCUUUGCUUGAUCUGAGCAGCCAUUGCUCUGGUGAAAUCCCUUAUCCUGCAAUUACAAAAGCACUUGGGAUCAAUGAUGAUGAAGUGGAAUAUUGGAUUGUCAAAGCUAUUUCAUGCAAGAUCCUGGACUGCAAAGUUGAUCAGCUUAAUCAAAUUGUCAAUGUCAGUCGACAUACUGAGAGGAUCUUUGGAUUGCCACAAUGGCAGAGUCUACGUUCAAAGCUUGGAGUGUGGAGGGGAAACAUCGCUGGUGCUAUCAGCACAAUCCAAGCUAACAAAGUGGCUGAAGACGGGGGACAGGGAAUGCAAGGAUUAAUGAUCCGCUGAUUGGAGGGGAGUCCCUAAAUUGAUAUUAUAGCCUGAGAGAUUAGAUGAGCAAACCUUUUUGUAUUAGACAAUUUGUAAUGCCAAUUACUCCGACCACAUGGACAUACUGGCGAGAUCUUGGUUGCAACGGCAUUGCUAAGCAAAGUUUCAUGUUGCAUGAAUUUUGUAACUCUUGAAGUCAGUUGUUACUUGUUACUUGAAGUCCUGAUUGUUCAUACUGGAUGCCUGUUUGUUUAUCGUGAUACAGUUUCUCUCUUUCCAA